This is a messenger RNA of Suillus plorans, 1706 nucleotides long. RefSeq lists its product as uncharacterized. The transcript is spliced from 6 exons. The coding region runs from base 387 to 1433 and encodes 348 amino acids. NCBI's taxonomy places the organism in Eukaryota, Fungi, Basidiomycota, Agaricomycetes, Boletales, Suillaceae. The record is from RefSeq and is a predicted model, not a curated record.
CCACUGACCUCUAUCCGACUUAGCAUUUUUGACGGUCGAAAAGUUGCAUUUUUUAGGGCUGAUUUUGGGGUUCUGGACGGACAGACCUAUAGGGAGCUUCAGGGGGCCUAUGUUUUCAAACACAUUGAGAACUUUGUCUGCACACUGCAAUCUCACUUUGACUCCGGUUAAAAGCUAGCGCUGAACGCCGGCUUACGCCGCAGCUUUCUUAUAAGGUGUGAAUCUAACAUCACUCUUCGAAAUCAUGCCUCCCGUCCGUCAUUCCACACCCACAACCAGUCUGAAAAGUCGAGCUACCGCUGCUGCUGUGGAGCCAGCUUCAAACCUGGCAGUAACAAAGGAACCCCAGGCAAUACCAGAAUUGCUGGAACAAGAAGAUAUCGAAAAUGCAGAUUCAAACACAGGAUUCUGGUUUGCGCCAACUGAUUAUCAGCAGAAUUCAGAACGGUGGUGAUGGGCCCGAAGUCGAGGUAUUCUCGGACGUUUUGGAAGAAGAUUAUCAGUAUAUUUUAAAUGUUAUUGCUUCUGACGAUAAUAUGGUUCGCAAACCGUCAUACAUCCCCCAUCUCCACCAAAUCGUAGCCACCCUAUGCUCCCCAAUCCAUGAGGCGAUCCUGGUGCCUUUGCGCACCGCGAUGGGGAUCAUCAUCGACUCUUUCGUCAUUCCUGACGAUUUCAAAGUCUCACUACCUAUUCAUAUGGGGCUUAUGGUAGACGCGCCCGCUACUGCAGAGCUCCCUUCUACUGAUGACAGGUACUGCCUCGGAGUACCAGACAUGGUAUUGAUGUUUCAGACACGCGACACUGAUAUCCGUCCAUAUUGGCCGUUCGAGGUGUCUGUCUCUCAGACCUCUGAAGCUGCGAUUGCAAAGUUGCAGAACUUCGGUAACGGCAAUGAGCACGUCUUGGCUGCCACCCAUAUUCACAUUGCGGAGGCUUGUAAGCACACCCUACCCACGUAUGAAUGGGGCAUUGAGAAGGAGCUCCAUCGGAGGGGAGUCCAGAUAGGGGACUUGACACGCUUGGAAGAUGGUGGAUUCGCGUCGCUCUCACACACAUGGUUCCAUCCUGCGAUAGUCACUAUAACUACAUGGAUACGCCCUCCUAAGAGACCGUUGAGCCUGAGGUCUCGUCAUGCUAGAUAUUAUGCGAGUGCUGUACUUUACCCCGACGGAGACGAGAGGGGCCUGGAGAAAGUCCAACAUAUGUUCCAACGGACGCUGGAGAGAAUCCGCGACGCAGUUGUUGAGCACUUACAGACUGAGCACGCGCAUGAAGAUACACUACUCGACGCACUUCAGACUGUGAAGGACUGGUCUCCACCAAGCGAGGUACUUAACUGGAAAAAAUGCACCAGAGAACUGCGCGCAGCAGACGGGAUUCGAUCGGUACCGCUCGUGGCACCGCAACUUCCUCAAGCGUGCUGCGGAUGAGAGUGAGGAUGUGGGUAAAGCUGGAACGAGCAAGAAGAGAGGAAGUAUCACAUAAUACAUAUCGUUCCUACUUGUGCGUCUCGUGCAAAUCGACAUGUUUUUCAUCACUAGUUUUCAAACUGUAUUACUGCAUGUUUUCAUCAUUUUACGCUGUAUCGGUGUUCGACUUGUACGAUAUGUUUCCUACAAUACGUUUCCCAUUAUAUCACACCUACCUCACUGUGAUGUUCUCGAACUCAAAGUUAUCAGCAUUGGCAACUAUUAUACUGGCAA